Molecule: messenger RNA, 2016 nt
Organism: Rhodofomes roseus
Lineage: Eukaryota; Fungi; Basidiomycota; Agaricomycetes; Polyporales; Fomitopsidaceae
Product: ENTH-domain-containing protein
Exons: 5
Coding region: 139-1704 (521 amino acids)
Biological process (GO): endocytosis; actin filament organization
Cellular component (GO): clathrin vesicle coat; plasma membrane; endosome
Molecular function (GO): phospholipid binding; clathrin binding
Source: RefSeq, a predicted model, not a curated record
UGGCAGUGGCCGCCAUGAUCUAGCUCGGGUCCAUUUCGGGUCCGCCGCCGUCCGCCCACCCAGACUUGGUCGCUCAGACGAUAGUCCCAAGCUUAUACCCUCCUUAUUUCUCACCUCAUACUCCUCUCUCGACCCCCCAUGUCGACGCUCUCGCACUACGGCAAGGGCGCCCUCCGCGUGGCCAAGAACUACACCAAGGGCUACUCUGGCACACAGGCCAAGGUCCGCGAUGCAACGUCAAACGACCCAUGGCCCCCGUCGGGCAGACAAAUGCACGAGAUUGCCCAGAUGACUUACAACCAAGAAGACUUUGUGGAAAUCGUGGAGAUUCUGGACAAGCGACUCAACGACAAGGGGAAGAACUGGCGGCAUGUAUUCAAGUGUCUAACAUUGAUCGACUACCUCCUCCACGCCGGAUCCGAAAACGUCAUUCUUUACUUCAAGGAAAACCUCUAUGUUAUCAAGACCCUCCGAGAGUUCCAAUACGUGGACGACGAGGGCAAAGACCAGGGCGCCAACGUCCGCCAAAAGGCCAAGGGCAUCGUCUCCCUCCUGCUGGACGAGGCCCGCCUCCGACACGAACGCCGGACCCGCGCGCAGAUGUACGAGCGCAUGUCUCGCGCGCGGCGCUCGGACGAUUCGGACGUAACGGACGACGAGAACGCUCGCAGGCGCAGUCGGCUCCCUACUGGCCGACCGUCGCCGAACCGGGAAGACCGUGAGGGGGACCUGCGGAGAGCACUCGAAGAGAGCAAGCGCGAGGCGGAGAGGCAGCGUCAGACGGCGGAGGAUCGGGACCUGCAGCGGGCGCUGGAGCUGAGUAAGGAGGACGAGGAGAAGAGGCGGCAGUCUUUGCAGGACGCGAACCUCGUUCUGUUCAAUGACCAGGGGCAGCCAGUACAGCAGCCGCAGCCGGCUCCGCUUAUUGACGCGACGUUGCCGCUGCAGUAUGCGACGACCGGGAUCGAGCCUCAGUACACCGCUAUGCCCAUGCAGCCACAGUUCACUUCCUUCAACCCGUUCCAGCAACAAGCCCAGCAGGAGAUGCUAGCUGCGCAAUACGCGCAGCAACAGGCGGAAUGGCUCGCAAUGCAGCAAGCGCAAGAGAUGCAAGUCAUGCAGCAGGCCCAACUGCAGGCGCAACAAGAGGAAUGGAUGCGGCAACAAGCAGCGCUGCAAGUGCAAGCCACAGCGCAGCAACUGCUCAUGCCCCAGCCGACCUCCACGCGCAUCGGGUCGAACAACCCCUUCGCACCCGGACCCCAGUCCGCGCCGCCUUUGCAGCAGACCUUCUCGGCGAACCCGCCGCGCUCCGGGCCCGUGUCGUUCAGCCUCACAGGCACGUACGCGAACCGCGACAGCACGUUCCUUCGAGACUCCGCGCGCUCGCCGCCCGCGCACGAACGCCGCUCUGCGUCGGAGGCGGGCACGUCCGCCGCGAGCGCGGGUGGCAGGCCCGGGCGCACGCCGGGCGCGGACGGCCAGCAUGCGAGGCUGGCGAGCCUGUUUGCGGCGCGCGGGGAGGACGGCGUGGAUACGUUCGGGAAUGUGGGCAACCUGCGGUUUGCGGCGACGGAUGCGGGGAGGAUCGUCGCGCAGAAGACGGGCCAUACGAGUCAUAAUCCGUUCUUGCAGCAACAACAGCAGGAGCAACAGCCCCAGCAGAAUGGACAUGGGCGGGAGGGCUCGUUGAUUGAUCUGUGAGUAAUACGAAUGCGUUGUACCCUCGACGCGUUGUAUCCUCGGGCCCUCGGUGUUGCUGCUUGGACCCUUUCUUCUUUGUACUCUUCGCGUUGCUACCUUACCCCUUUCGUUGAGGAUCUCUCGGGGGAGUCUGGAUACGGGAUACUCCUUGCGUCCUAGUGUAAUGGCCGUAACGUCUAUACGCUACAACUGUCUAGCCAACUGCCUCGACUGCGUAGAUAUAAUUGUACACUAAUGCGCCUAGCUUCGCCGCUGGGCUGACUAAGUUAUUGUAUUACUGUAAUAUCAUCGCCUGUUGUCACUGCGGACAAA